CUUUUAAUCUAGCCUUGUUAUUUAUUAGUAUAGUUUUAUCGAUUUACAAAAUAAAAUAUUUUUUUAGUGGACUAUUUGUGGUAUAUUGGAUUGUCUAUGGUUAUAAUGCGCCUAUACAAAAUUCUAACCUAAACUUAUUAAACCAAUCGGAUCUCUCUUUCACUCUCGUGCGUUUUUGCAAUCCCACUAGCGCUCCUUCGUUCCAUCAUACUGAUGACUAUCUUCAGAGGGUUAAAAAGAUGCUUUUUGUCCAGUUUGACGUAAAACAGCUUCAAUUUGCUCCAAUUUCAUUUUCUCAUCGAAGUGGAAUAAAUGUUAAAUUCCUUAUAUGAGUGACAUAACUGGCACUUGCCAUUUGUUGCUUGUGUCAUUAGCGGUGUUACUCGUUGUCAGAGUUUGUUUCUGAAACGGUGUUCGCAUCCAAUCUGUAUGCAACUAUUACGCGUCGCCUCUACUAUGUCUUGCCAAGGAUCAUAUUCGGGCCCCGGGGACGAGUAUGACUUCGAGGACGACGGGUACGACGAUCUGGACGAAUACAGGGACAGAGACGACGCGCUACCACCAGCACCACCGGUCGAGGACAGUGACGAAGACACAGAAGAAGCCAGUGAAACGGACAUACCAAACAAUGAUGAGCCACUUGAAGUCAAAGAACAGUUUCAAACUUUCAGAUUGUACCAGGACAAAUUGGCGAACCUUAAGAAACAGUUACAGCAGUUAGAAGAUGGGAUCCAUCCCGAGUUCCUGAGGAGGGUCAAGAGGCUAGAACACCAGUUACACGAGAGGCUGCGGUUAAAUAAAAUUUAUAGGGAACACAUGUACGACGUAGUAGAAAAAGAGUAUAUAUCAGAAAAGAAGGCGGCGGCGAAAGAGUUUGAAGAGAAGAAAAUAGAGUUAAGGGAAAACUUACUUAAUGACUUUGAAGAUAAGAGGAAAAUGAUAGAGAAUGAGAGGCACAGUAUGGAGCUAAAUGGAGAUUCCAUGGAGGUAAAACCAGUAAUGAAGCGUAUCCUACGGCGGCGCGCCAACGAGCCCGCGCCGGCGCCGGAGAAGCGCCGCAAGCCGCUGGCGACGACGCUGACGUUCCAACUGGACGAGCGCGACAUCGACGCGGACCUGCGCGCCAUCGCGCGGCACUCGCCGCCGCCGCGACACGCGCCCGCGCAUCACGCCGCGCACGCCACGCACGCCGCGCAGCCGCGGAAACAUCUUAACUCUAGCAGUCAUUCAGGUGAGUCGCCAGUGCGCGAGGGUGGCGAGACGACGGAGACCCGCGUGGAGGACGGCAAGCUGCUGUACGAGCGGCGCUGGUACCACCGCGGACAGAGCGUGUCCGUCGAGGGACGGGACCUGCCCAAGUUCCCCGGACACAUACACGCCAUCACCGACGAGGCGAUAUGGGUAAAGAAGACGAAUUUGGAGCGAGUACGGAUAUACAUAUCACAGUUAGCGCGAGGCAAGGUGACAUUAAAGCGACGGGCCUCGUAACUGUGCCUCGCUGUGUGCCCAGUGUUCGUAGUACCAGCUAGUGACAAGUGUUCUGUGCUCAAAGUGGAUGCAGUGCUUCAUGUCAAUUGUCAAGGACCGUUACCAUAGCAACCGAAUUAUAGUGUCAAUAAGAAUGGAUUCGUGGCGGAGUUCUUGGUAUGGUACACAAAGAAUGCAUUUGAUUUAGAUUAAAUAUUAGAUAUUUUUUGUUUAGAUAAAAUUAUUGAGCAUUUUAUUAUGCAAGUAUUUUUCUUUAUCAUAAUAAUUUAUUUAGUUUUUAAUUAUUAUAAUUUGUUGCUUAUGCUGAGUCCUAGCCUUGUGAUGUCACGUUAUGAAUUGAACUAAAAAUCCAUUUUUGUAACCAUACAUGGUAAGAUGAAAUUAGUCAUGCCGUCAGUUACCCGUCAUGCCUAUCCAUUCUUUUUAACACAAGUAAAUAAAGGAUUGUAAGACUUUGAAUUAGAGAUAUGGUGGAGUGCCUUAGGUGCCGUAACUGUGUCUUGUAAAUGUAUAGGCGGCGAUAGUACAGAACUCAAAACAAAGCAAUAUCUGAAAAUGCUAAGUGCCAAACAGCUUACUGAAGUGAAAAUGCCUAUCACUGGUUGUCUCCUCAGCCUUUACUAGAUCAAGACGAAAAGAUUAGAGUACACUUCAAAUCUCUUGUUGAGUGCUGUGAUUGGUUGUCUAUAAUUCUCAUGUCAGAACUAGCGUAGAUACAUACUACAGGCUGCACAUAGACCCUAAACCACUCAACCAAUUAUUUUAGUACACGGCCUAAACAGGUUUAAAUCUGUCUUAGAAGAAUCAUUGAUUAUUACAUUGUUAUCUUGAUUUGUUUGUGUUUCCCGGAAAAAGGAAUAUAGCUAGCUAGAAAAAUAGUUUUCGUUAUAGACCAAAAGACGGAUUUUUUUCUGAAACUAAUAAUAUGUUCUUUUUGCUACUUGCUAGAAAGAACCUUUUAACCAAAUAAUGGAAAAUGUUAGCCCCGUAUUUUUGCUCUGCGAAAUAAGAAUGAACUAUUUAAAUACAAGUUGAUAAAAAUUAUGUGACUGGACUUAGGACUUCAAAGGCAUUGAACGAAACAGAAUGGUGAUUUCAAAUCAGUACCAUUUUCGUUUGCAUCAAUUUAUUAUGACUGAAGUCCAGGCUUUUAAAUAAAGUAAAUAAGUAUUUUAAUCUUGACCUGUCGCAUCCUGGUAGAUUACAAUUUUGGCUGCUUAAGGAACGCUUUUAUUAAUUAGCAACCCUUAUGAGGCUACAUUAUCAACAGAACAACUAGUCCUUACUGUUAUGUUUAAUACUUGCAAUAUUACUGUUAUAUAAUUUGAAACAAACCUUGUUAAUCAAUUUCUCGAUAAUUGACAUGACUGGAAGAAGCAAACUGCUAUGAAUUGAUUUGAUUAAAUAAUUAUGAGUUAAUUUUAAUGCACUCCAAAAGCUAGGCUUCUGUAAGAGUUGGUCAUGUGGCGUAUGUGUAAAAAUAUAUUGUUAUGACUUUUAAAUUUUGUUAAAACUGUAUAAAAUUACCCUCAAAAGUUUAUCGAAAUUACACAUGCAAGGAUAUGAAUUUUUCACCAAGUCAUGUGAUUUGAGGGAUUCGAUCAGCUUUAAUAAUUGUGCAAAUGUUAUUUGUAGGGUUAGUAUUUAAAUGCCGAUAACUUUUCAAGUUAUUGCACUACGCCACUGUAUACCAAUGAAUUGUUAAAUGUACUAUGUAGCCUGUCUCCCUUUAGUGCUCGAAUACAAUUUGAGCGCGAAAGAGAUGCAUGGUAUGUACGGAUGAUUUUUGUUGGACACUACUGGGUCUAAGAUUAUAAUGAUCUCAUUAACUAAUUCUACAAGGUUUUACUGUUGUUUAUGCUGUGCUAUUUCAGACUAUGACACAAAAUGUAAACUAAUUUUACCCCCACCUACUGUAUCUUGUGUUUCAACUACUACUAAGUUUAAAGUGAGGGUAUGUUGCAGUCUACAUAUUGUGUCAUGUUUACUUACAUAUUGGAAUUCUCUUAUGUUUAAGAAUAUAAUGCAAUCGAAAUAGAAAUGGUACUAAAAUAUUCUCAUAAUUUUGUUGGAGAAUAGAGAUGCUAGCUAAUUGGAAAUAUUGAGAUAGUUAAUAUGAUUUGUGACUAGUAGACUGUGUCUAGUAUUCCUCAUUUCGCGCAUUUGUAAUAUUGUGGAUUAAAACUCAAUGUUGCAACUAUUUGAAAUGAAAUCUUGCUGUUCUAUAGCAAAUUUCUCACUAGCGAAUUGUAAAAACAUGGACUUGUAUAGAAAUUAGUUUAAAAUAGACAAACUCAAUUGAUAUGACUGUACAUACAUCUUAACCCAGAGUGUCACCGCACUGACAGUAAGUGAUACCAUUUACUGUGACGACAACUCAAAAUGCAGUAUUGUAAAAUGUAAAUAAUGUACAUUGUAUGUAGUAUAUGAUCAAAUGAGGUUCUAUGUAAAUGGAGAGAUUUUGUAUUGUCCACUUUAUUUCAGAUUGUUUUUUUUUAUAUUUUUGUGAUUUAUUACUAUUGUAAAUGAGUUGUGAUGUAAAUAGUAUGAGAAGUUUUUACGUAUGUAAAUGAUAUUGAGACAAGAUCUUUUAAUUAUAUUAUGUAUUAUAAGUGA
Messenger RNA from Trichoplusia ni (cabbage looper), 4104 nucleotides. Its product is annotated as sin3 histone deacetylase corepressor complex component SDS3. Gene Ontology annotation, biological process: negative regulation of transcription by RNA polymerase II. Gene Ontology annotation, cellular component: Sin3-type complex. Gene Ontology annotation, molecular function: histone deacetylase binding. The transcript is spliced from 7 exons. NCBI's taxonomy places the organism in Eukaryota, Metazoa, Arthropoda, Insecta, Lepidoptera, Noctuidae. Bases 430 to 1488 code for a protein of 352 amino acids. The record is from RefSeq and is a predicted model, not a curated record.